AUGACGGGACCCACUUACAAUGAAAAUCAAGAUGUCAGAUCGCUGAUAGGAUCAUUCUUGUGCACAGAUAAAGAUGCUAACCUCAUACUUGGCAACUGUCAGGAGUACAUUUACCCUCCAGAAAUGGAACCUAAGGAAGAGCCACGUGCCCUGGGCUUAGCAAUGAUACCUGGUCACCAUAUAGUAUCAGUGCAUUUGGAUAAGGUUACAGAAGAUGAACCAAGAAUACAAGUUAUCUAA
Messenger RNA from Priapulus caudatus, 240 nucleotides. RefSeq names its product N-alpha-acetyltransferase 38, NatC auxiliary subunit-like. The coding region runs from base 1 to 240 and encodes 79 amino acids. Gene Ontology annotation, cellular component: NatC complex. The transcript is spliced from 3 exons. Lineage: Eukaryota; Metazoa; Priapulida; Priapulimorpha; Priapulimorphida; Priapulidae. The record is from RefSeq and is a predicted model, not a curated record.